Messenger RNA from Diplodia corticola, 1395 nucleotides. Its product is annotated as phytase. The coding region runs from base 1 to 1395 and encodes 464 amino acids. Lineage: Eukaryota; Fungi; Ascomycota; Dothideomycetes; Botryosphaeriales; Botryosphaeriaceae. Gene Ontology annotation, molecular function: acid phosphatase activity. The record is from RefSeq and is a predicted model, not a curated record. The transcript has 2 exons.
AUGCUCGCUGCGCUUCUCCUCGUCCUUGGCGCGGCCACGUGGGCCAAUGCGGCCUCGAAUGCGACCACUGCCGCCAACUCCACCUCGUGCGACACCGUUCUCCACGGCUACCAGUGCUCCCCUGAGAUUUCCCACUUCUGGGGCCAGUACUCGCCUUACUUCGAGGUCCCAUCUGACAUCUCGGCCGACAUUCCGGACCAGUGCAAGGUCACCUUUGCUCAAGUCCUGUCUCGUCACGGCGCACGCGACCCCACCGCCAGCAAGACGGAGGCGUACAACGCCACCAUCCAGAAGAUCCAGGAGAACUCGACCUCUUUCGAGGGUAAUGCCGCCUUCUUGCAGAACGUCGAGUAUACGCUCGGCGCCGACGAGCUCACCACUUUUGGCGAGCAAGAGCUGUACCACUCUGGUAUCAAGUUCUACAAGAGAUACGCCGACCUCGCCCGCUCCAACCACAUGUUCGUCCGCGCUUCCGGCGAGUCGCGUGUUAUUGCAAGCGGCCAACACUUCACCGAGGGUUUCCACGACGCCAUGGUAGACGACAAGUCGAACCUCACUGGAGACUACCCUUACGACAUCCUCAUCAUCAGCGAAGAAGAAACCAUGAAUAACACCAUGAGCCACGCCAUAUGCACCAACUUCGAGAAUGAGGAUGACGACGUCAUCGACGCUCGUGGCCAGGCUCCGUUCAACGACAUCUGGCUGCCGCCCAUCACCAGCCGCAUCAACGAUCAGCUGCCCGGCGUCAACCUCUCCCAGGCCGAGGUCACGUACCUGAUGGACCUGUGCCCAUUCUACACUGUUGCUGACCCCGAGGGCAAGCUUUCUGAAUUCUGUGACCUUUUCUUCGAGGACGAGUGGAAGCAGUACGACUACUACCAGUCUCUGGGCAAGUACUACCACUACGGCGCUGGUGAUCCCCUCGGCCCUACCCAGGGCGUGGGAUACGUCAACGAGCUCAUUGCACGUCUGACCAACACCCCCGUCCAAGACCACACGUCUACGAACAGCACCCUGGACUCGGAUCCCGAGACCUUCCCCAUCGGCAAGGGCAACGUCCUGUUUGCCGACUUCUCCCACGACAACGACAUGACGGCCAUAUUCUUCGCCCUUGGCCUGUACAACGACACGCAGCCUCUCAACAACACGCAGGUGCAGACGGCCGAGGAGAGUGGAGGCUGGAGCACUUCAUGGACGGUGCCGUUUGCUGCGAGGCUGUACAUUGAGAAGCUUGCGUGCAGCGGUGAGACGGACGAGUAUGUCAGACUCCUUGUGAAUGACCGGGUCAUCCCGCUCAGCUGCGCCGAUUCCGACGGCAAGUGCAAGCUGGAUGCUUUCAUCGACACUUUGGACUUUGCCCGGUCUGGAGGAAACUGGUCCGCUUGUUUUGACUAG